AUGAAUUCUUUAUUUACUAUUCUUAAAGAUAUACAAAUUAAUGUUCCAUAAUCAUAAUUAUAACAUUCUUUUGUUUUAUGUGGCUAAACUCAAAGUGGAAAAUCAACAAUUGUACACUUUUAAUUUAAUUUAGGUUUCAAAACUAACUUCUCAAUAAAUAUAAGAUUAAGCAGGGUUGAUAUACACAUAAUAAAAAACAAAUAUUAUUGGUUAUUAAGCUGUGCUUUAAUAUUUUGAGAUUUCUGGAUAAGCAUUCAAAUAAUUAUUGACUUUACCAUUGAAUAAGCAAUCAUAUUUAUAGUAUAGUUAUAUUUUAGUAAUCGAUUUAUCAGAUAAUCCUCAUGAAAUCUUAAAUGUUUGUAAUUCAGAGAUUAGAUAUAUUAAAGAGGAAACUGAAAAAAAAUUAUAACAAUCAAUUGAUGUUGAUACUUUUAAACAAUUAGAAUUAAAUAUUUAUGACAAAAUCAUGAAUCAUCAUGAUAAGAAUAGAAUUAUGCCAUUAUAUGUUCCUAUAAUUAUAGUAGGAUGGAAAUAUGAUUUAUUUACUAAAAAUUUAGAUUAAGAAUCUAGAAAAUGGAUAACAAGAGGUUUAAGAUACAUAUCUCAUACAAAUAAUUGUUCACUUGUUUUUGGAAGCAAUCAAGAUUAUUAAUUAGUUAGAUAAACUUUAUAAUAUCAUGUAAAACCUUCGGCUUCAAUUUAUUAAUAUGAUCAUUUAAAAUAGUUAUGUAUUACAUAACUUUCAGAUUCAAUUGAAAAUAUUAAUUUACCACCUUCUGGAUCAAAUCCUCUGGAUGGAUUUAAUAAAAUAAUUAAAGAUUAAAUUGUUGCUGUUGCAAAUAAUCAAAAAAAGAAGAAGUAAUCUAAAAUAUCAGAAGAAGAUUGGAAUAGCUAUAAAGAAGAUAAAAUUGAUCGACUUAUUAAGUAAUAUGAAUUUUAAUAAAAACAAAAUAAAAAAGAGGAAGAAACAGUAUUAAUUUGA
Molecule: messenger RNA, 982 nt
Organism: Paramecium sonneborni
Lineage: Eukaryota; Ciliophora; Oligohymenophorea; Peniculida; Parameciidae
Source: the annotation of a GenBank genome assembly